This is a messenger RNA of Emericellopsis cladophorae, 672 nucleotides long. Its product is annotated as Vacuolar-sorting protein-like protein. Gene Ontology annotation, cellular component: cytoplasmic side of plasma membrane; multivesicular body; ESCRT III complex. The record is from RefSeq and is a predicted model, not a curated record. The transcript is spliced from 4 exons. Bases 1 to 672 code for a protein of 223 amino acids. Lineage: Eukaryota; Fungi; Ascomycota; Sordariomycetes; Hypocreales; Bionectriaceae. Gene Ontology annotation, biological process: vesicle budding from membrane; late endosome to vacuole transport via multivesicular body sorting pathway.
AUGUGGGGCUGGUUCGGCGGCGGCGGCGCGGCCCAGAAGCGCAAGGACAGCCCCAAGAAUGCCAUCCUGGGUCUGCGUUCACAGCUCGAUAUGCUUCAAAAGCGCGAGAAGUACCUACAAUCUCAAAUCGAUGAGCAGGAGAAUAUUGCGCGGAAGAAUGUCAACACAAAUAAAACGGUCGCCAAAGCGGCGCUGAGACGCAAGAAGACGCACGAGCACUCGAUCGAGCAGACCAUUGCACAGAUCGGAACUCUGGAGCAGCAGAUCAACUCGAUCGAAUCCGCCAAUAUCAACAGGGAGACACUCGCCGCGAUGCAGAAGGCUGGUGAUGCGAUGAAGCAAAUUCACGGCAAGCUCACCCCCGAGAAGGUCGACGAGACAAUGGAGGUAUUGCGCGACCAGAACGCGCUCAGCGAGGAGAUUGUGGGAGCCAUCGUCGGCAAUCAAUUCGGGGAGCCUGUGGACGAAGCCGAUCUCGAAGAGGAUUUGGAACGCUUGCAACAGGAGGCUGUGGACGAGCAAAUGCUCAAGGCUGGUACCGUACCCAGCGCCGACGCUGUGAAUCGGCUUCCCUCGCCUGCUCAACAAGAGCCUGUGUCAAACAGGAAACAAGCGGUGGUGGAUGACGAGGAGGCUGAGCUGGAGAAGCUCCGAGCUGAGAUGGCCAUGUGA